Gekko japonicus is the source of this 3571-nucleotide messenger RNA. It is a transcript of the gene USF2, whose product is annotated as upstream transcription factor 2, c-fos interacting. Lineage: Eukaryota; Metazoa; Chordata; Lepidosauria; Squamata; Gekkonidae. The coding region runs from base 1 to 1005 and encodes 334 amino acids. The transcript has 11 exons. The record is from RefSeq and is a predicted model, not a curated record. Gene Ontology annotation, biological process: regulation of transcription by RNA polymerase II. Gene Ontology annotation, molecular function: RNA polymerase II cis-regulatory region sequence-specific DNA binding; protein dimerization activity; DNA-binding transcription factor activity, RNA polymerase II-specific.
AUGGCGAGGCUCCCGGAGCGCAGCGAGGCUCCCCCGCCGACAGGGCAUGUGUCAGCACUACUGUAUCGUCCACAUGGAGUACACCCUACAGAGCUGAAGCCGCACAGCCACGAGAAAGCUCAAGAAGGAGAAGAGGGAGUCGAGCUGCAAGAAGGAGACGGCACAAACGCGGAUGAGCAGACUGCAGUGGCGAUCGCCAGCGUCCAGCAAGCGGCCUUCACAGACCAUAAUAUCCAAUACCAGUUCCGCACAGAGAACAAUGGAGGACAGGUGACAUACAGAGUAGUCCAGGUGACGGACAGUCAGCUGGACGGACAGACGGACACAACGGGGGCCGUCAGCGUGGUCUCGACGGCAGCAUUCGCCAGCGGCCAACAGGCUGUUGCCCAGGCCGUGAUCCAGAACCCAUUCAGCAAUGGCGGAAGCCCAGCGACGGAUGCCGUCAGCGGGGAGGCCCGCUUUGCAUAUUUCCCGGCCUCUACGGUGGGGGACGCCACAGCGGUCUCGGUGCAGACGACGGAUCAGUCGCUAGCCCAAGCCGGAGGCCAGUUCUACGUAAUGAUGACCCCGCAAGACGUAUUGCAGACGGGAACGCAACGCACCAUCGCCCCCCGUACUCACCCCUACUCUCCGAAAAUGGAUGGGACGCGGACGCCGCGAGACGAGAGGAGGAGAGCCCAGCACAACGAAGUGGAACGAAGGAGGCGGGACAAGAUCAACAAUUGGAUCGUCCAGCUGUCGAAAAUCAUUCCAGACUGCAAUACAGACAACAGCAAGACGGGAGCGAGCAAAGGAGGCAUCCUCUCCAAAGCCUGCGACUACAUCCGGGAGCUGCGCCAGACGAACCAGCGCAUGCAGGAGACCUUCAAAGAAGCCGAGCGGCUGCAGAUGGAUAACGACUUGUUACGGCAGCAGAUCGAAGAACUGAAGAACGAAAAUGCACUUCUGAGAGCCCAGCUUCAGCAGCACGGGAUCGAGAUCGUGGGAGAUGCCCCGGGGCAGUAACCCCCCCCCUUUCACUCACACACACACACACUGCCUCUCCACGUGGGAUCUCAACCCCCCCUUCAGUUGUCCCUUUCGUAUAGCUCAGAAGAAUCCCUUUCCCCCUCUUCCGAGCGAACCUUGCCUCAACCCCUCCCACUGAUGUGGGGAUGUCAGAGGGGAGGGGGGGGAAUUAGGGGAGGGGUGAAGGAAGUCUGGCCGUGUGACAUGUCAGCCACACCAGCCUAGCUCCUCCCCUUUUCCCAAAAGGAUCCUCCGAAUGUCCUUGUCCUUUUUCUUUCCUAAUUUCUUCUACCCCUGUCCCUUUUCUCAUCCUUUACUUAGGCUACAUUAAGGUUAAAGAGAUGAAAGCCGCAGUUCUUUUUUAUAGUAGACUUUUAACACUUCCUUUCCUAUUCUGCUGGCUCUCCGGGGCAAGGACAUGCCCCGGGAGACUUGGCCCCUCGAGCUACCCAGUUGCAUCUUCUUUUCCUCCCUGGCCCUUUUGGAGUCUCUCCACCUGGUGGGAAAUGGGUGGGUUUUCUUGGCCAUUGGACUGGAGAGGCAGGGCUUUUGCCCUGUCCGGUUUGGCUGCCGAACCAAGCAAGCAGGAGCUUUGGCCCCCCACGCCUUGCUACUGAAAUGGCAAGAAAAGGGCUCACUUCCCUUGUUUGAGGCACACACGCGCUAAAACGAGCCCUGCUCACGCAAGAGCACAGGGGAUGUUUCCUGUCCUGGUUCAUGCCAGCAGGAGGGCAAAGCGGCAGACUGCUGAGAUGGUCGACAGGGCAGCAGCAUGGAAGGCUGCAAGUGGCGGUUUCCAGUCUUCGCAGGAAAACCCUGCAAGUAGAAAGCUAGCUCUGCAGUGGGAGACCUCCUUCCUCUCCUUUGCCAGCUUUCAAGUUGCAGGGUUUUUUUGACAUGGGCUAACGUUGCGACCAGUGAUCCUCCACUGGAUGGUGCAGUCUGUUCUUUCUGUCUAACGCCUGCCUCAUUCUCUUGCAUGUGUAAUAUGGGCAUGUCUGAAUAGGCCUAAAGCAAGAGAAUGAGGCAGUAGAAUAGGCUGCCCCACUUGGGAUUGCAGGUGACGGAUCCCUUUUUGGAAUGUUGCUCCCUGCAAGUAGAAAAGGCAGUAAACAGAAGGUCCCUGCUGUGCUUAUUUUCUGCUUGCGGGGAGUGCUUUAUUGCAAAGGCAAUGCUCAGAGCUGGAAUUCUCCCCUGCUUGUUUAAAGUGGCACACCCCCUUCCACUUCUUUCCCCUGCGUGUGUGAACCUGGCCCCGAGUCCCUUUCUGCCCCUUUUCAGCAGGGCUCUGGUCGCAACUAGAUUUUUCUGGAUUGUGAUUCUGAGGGCUCAGAUACACAGACAUUUCUUCCAUCUUAAGCACCUUGCUUAACUUUUGCAAGUUUAGGGGCUGGGACUGUUUUAUUAAACCGGAGAAUGGCUGGGGGGGGGACGCACACUUUAACCCUUUCCUUCCUUUUUAUUUUCUCACUUGAAGAAACUGCUUCUGAGCAGCUUUCUUCUGUUAGAGAGGGGAAAACACAGGUAUAAGUUUGAUUUUACUCCAUCUGGGGGGGAAAAUGCACAUACCUGUAUUUGUUCUGUUUCUCCCCACUGAGAGCGAAAGCAGUUCAGGGGCAGGUUUUCCAGAGAGAAAACAGAAGGUGGAGAAGGGGUUAAAAUCCCCCCUCCCCCAAUCUUCUCCUCUAAUGCUUAAUGAAGCAGUCCUGGAGGCUACAUUUGCAAAAGAAUAAAGAAAAGGUCAAAGCAAAGCAAGUGAGUCCUUCAUUGUGUCUUUUCCCCCUAACUCGAACCACUCUGUUCCCACAUUUUCCCCGAAUUUUGUACAUUUUGUUUAGCACAGUGGAAAGCAAUCUCCCAAGACUGCUUCUAUCUCCUUUUCCUCUUGUUUUGUUUAGUUAGUUUUGGGGCGUUUUUUUUUUUUUUUGUAUAGAGGUACGUUGUUUGUAAGAUAGCUGAAACCCAGGCGAAUUGCAGGAAAAAAAUUAGUGGUGGAUUGAAUUGACAACAGGGUUGCUUUGUUUUUGUUUUUGUUUUGGUUGUGUUUGAAAAAUUAUAUAAUUUUUUAAUUAAACUUCAGCAGUGUUUUAGGACUUCAGGUUAAAAAGGUGAAAAAAAAUAAUAAUCCGGAGAUGAAUUUUUAAAAGAAGCAAUUACGGAUAUUGGAGGGUGAGGUGGUUUUCCCUCCCCCGUUCCAAGAUUUUUUUAAAAAAGGAAAAAUGAAAAGAAUGGCUCCUAGACAAAUAUUGUAAUAUAGCAAGUUUCUUAGGUUUGUUUUUUUUUAUAUAUAUGCAUAAAUCUAUAUAUCAGACCCCCUGAAGAAAAAACAACCAGGAUUGCAGCCGGAAUUGUGAAAAUAUUUGUAUCGUUCGGACCCGCUCUAACCCCGGUGAAUGUGAGGUGGAAGGGAGAAACUUCAAUCACGGGAAAGAAAAGCAAAAAAAAUGUACAUGGUUUUGUCAAAAAAAAUGAAGAUGUGAGUUGGCUUGAAGAGUUUUGAUUGUUGGAAAGUAGGAGAUAAUUCUGUUUAUAUAUAAAAGAGGAAAAAAAACCUGCACAGAAA